CCCCACAUGUUUUCUGCGGUGUGGGGUCUUUAAUCUGGGACCGUCUCUAAACGAGUCACUGAAAAGUUUGGCCCUCUGCAGAUUCCCCAAAACUCUGAGUGGGUGGAGAUUAAUCCGUGUUUCUCUGUUGCCUAAUCACUGUUAGCUCCACCUCAAACAGUACUUGAGCAGAGGAAUUUGUCAGCACUUCUGUGAGUGCGAGACAGAAGUGGACCCGGAGUCUCCUGUCCUCUCCCUCUCACCCCCCGCCCCCCCAGGUCCUGGAAUGAGAAGGAUGCUCCGGGGAUGGCGUUGACGGCCAGGGUGCAAAGGAGCGGGCUGCUGGACGUCCUGGUGCGGGACACCUGGCACCGAGUGUUGGCCUCUCUGUACGACGAGACCCUGGUGUUGAGCUGUGACCAGGCGGCCGAUCCCGCGGCAUGGAACGGUGUGGCCAACGGGAACCAAGACGGCUCGCCGAGCCCGUGCGCAAGCCCUAGGGCCGGAGGGGUCCGCAAUGCCUUCUCCGAGCUGCCCGAAAGUGUCAGCAACAGGAAGAGGAGCGUCAGGGUCAUCAAGCAGGAGGUUGGGGGUUUGGGGAUCAGCAUCAAAGGAGGCAAAGAGAACAAGAUGCCAAUCCUGAUCUCGAAGAUCUUCAAGGGUCUAGCGGCUGACCAGACUGAGGCUCUGUAUGUCGGGGAUGCCAUCUUGUCUGUGAACUCCGUGGACUUGCGAGAUGCAACACAUGACGAAGCAGUACAGGCUCUGAAGAGAGCGGGGAAAGAGGUACUCCUGGAGGUGAAGUACAUGAGGGAAGCCACGCCAUACAUUCGGAAGACCUCGCCAGUCUCUGAAAUUGGAUGGGAAACCCUUCCUCCAGAGUCGCCCAGACUUGGCUCAACUGCCUCAGAGUCUCCCUCCACACCUACGUUCUCUCUGCGCAUGGAGUCCAAGGACAAGAGUAUCCCGCUGAAGAUGUGUUAUGUUACCCGAAGCCUCACUGUCCCAGACCCAGAGAACAGGCAGUUUGAGUUGCAUUCACCCGACUGCAAGCACACAGUGGUGCUGAGGUGCAAAGAUGCCCCUGCAGCCCACGCCUGGUUCAAUACCAUUCAGGCCAACGUCAACAGCCUGACAUCCAAGGCCAUCGCAGAGGUCAAAGAUCAACUUGGCAGAACGGGGCUCCCUGGCUGCCGAGAGGUUCGGCACAUGGGCUGGCUUGCGGAAAAGCCAAUGGUAGAGGGUGACAAGAGAACCUGGAAGCCGGUCCUGGUUGUAAUCACCGAGAAGGACAUGCUUAUGUAUCCUAGUAUGCCUCGUCUGAAGGAGUCCUGGCUCAGUCCAGCAUAUACUUACCCGCUGCUUGCCACCAGGUUGCUUCAUUCUGGUGCAGCAAGAGACUCCCCUCAGCCAGGCGCAGAGCUAUCCUUUGCCACUCGAACCGGAACUCGUCAGGGAAUCGAAACUCACCUCUUCAGGGUUGAGAACAACUCCAGUCUGUCUAACUGGACCAGGCAAAUCGUACAGGGCUGCCACAAAGCAGUGGAACUCAUUAAAGAAGUCACAACCACAUGUACAUACAGGACCCAGGAGUGCUGUCUGAAAAUUCAUUACGAAAAUGGAUUUUCUAUCUUAAAAGACGCACAGGAGGGAAGCAUGCAAAAGUUGAUUUGCCACUAUUCCUUUGAGAAAUUAAAGAACUCCUCAGAUGAUGGCGUGAGAAUGCUCUAUCUAGACUUUGGUGGAAGGGACGGGGAAAUUCAACUGGACCUUCACUCGUGUCCCAAACCCGUUGUGUUCAUCAUCCACUCGUUCCUUUCAGCAAAGAUUGCACGGCUCGGCCUGCUGGCUUGAGGCAAGAGCGUCUACUCAGUGAAGCAGCAGCCUCCGAGGGGGCAGCCUCCGGGGGGAAGGACAGAGCUGCGAGGAGUGCAAUCUUUAAUCUUUAAUAGAAUCAGAAAGAUAGUUUAUUUAAUAGAGAAAAGAUUUGUAACAAGUCAAUUUUAAAGGCACCUUGCUGGUUUUAUAACAAAACUUUGAAUUCUUUUCUAUCCUGUUGAGGUUUAAUAAAUUUUCCAAUCAUUGUUGGUAGAAAAUCAUAAUCUUCUCUAGCAAAUUCACAAACUAAAGUGUGUAAUGUUAUGCCUUAUUCCUACUUGCCCACCGUAUAAGUGAAGAAACACUCAUAAUUUCAGAUAAUGAAUAUUCUUUUUAAUUCCACAUUCUCUAAAACGGCUGUUGCCAAUUAGAUUUUAUAAAUAUGUAAAAUGAGAUUUAAGCUAAAAUCACAUUAUAUCAUUAAAAAAUGUUG
Molecule: messenger RNA, 2290 nt
Organism: Mobula hypostoma (lesser devil ray)
Lineage: Eukaryota; Metazoa; Chordata; Chondrichthyes; Myliobatiformes; Myliobatidae
Gene: sntb1
Product: syntrophin, basic 1
Exons: 8
Coding region: 286-1833 (515 amino acids)
Cellular component (GO): synapse; dystrophin-associated glycoprotein complex; intracellular anatomical structure
Molecular function (GO): protein binding; structural molecule activity
Source: RefSeq, a predicted model, not a curated record